UGUGUAGAUGGAAAGAGUAGGAGGAAGAAGAAGGAGUAACAGUGGAGAAGGAUGAAGAAGAAAUGAUAAAUAAUGGUGGAAUAGGAGAAGCCAAGGUUUAAUAUUUAGUGUGAGGUGGACGUGUCGGAGGCUAUGGGUGGUGAAUUAACGGCUUAGGUUACCCACACCUUGUACCAUGCUGACUGGCCACAGCUAUUCACUGAGGUCGGGCAGGCCUGUAUCUCCAUGUUCUGCUCUAGAAAUAAAGGAGGAAUGGCGUCGGCUGCGCGCAGGAAACCGCUCUGUGUGCUGGGACGGAGAUAACGGCGCAGGUGGGGGCUUGGCGUCAGGGACAGGUGGCGGCCUAGGGUACGGGAAGGCUUGUCUUUGGACUCCGUUUGGAGGUCCGCAGUGCCUUGGCGUCUGUGGUGCAGGGCGCUUUGGUGUCCGGGGUGAGGAGCUCCUUCACCGCAGACCCCCUUGGAGUCUGCGGCGGUGGGACUUUUACCGCUCCAGUCGUGAUUCAGCCUUCUUAUGGGGAAAUGUUUCUGCCUUUUAUCCUAUGAAACAUGGAGGAUCAGAAAAAAAGAACACUAUAAUGGGAUUAUGCAAAAGAUAUCAUAGGAUGAAGCCACAAUCUCCUCCUUUUUUGCUUGCUUGCUUCGUCUUCGUUAAGUGGAAUGGCGAUCACUGCCAAAAUCAGAUGGAGAAAAGUCACUCAUCCUCCGUCACUGGUGGUGUGACUUCCACAAGUGUUCAAGAAGAGGAAGGGAUGGGAGCGAUAGCGGAGCGAGAGCACAUGUGAAUGCACCAGGACCUUGACCAGAUUGAGAGUAGAGCAAGAGCAUAACGAGAGCGAAGCGAGACCUUAGCGAUAGUGGGAAUCAAGCCUUACCCUCAGGAGAAACUCCCUAUAGAAUCACUAACAACAAAUCACUAUCAGUUAUCAGUGGAAAACACCCCGACGACGACGACGACGACGACGACGACGACGACGACCACCUGUGUUUGGCAUUAUUAUUUCCUCCGGGAGUAGAGAAAGUACGUCAGCCAGUGGAGCAUCGCAUCACUUCCAGCUAACAAUGACACACUGAUUUUCUUUACCUCCUCCCUGCUAGUCAUCCCCCCACCAGACAACCAGAGAACACCUCAAAAAAGAACA
Molecule: messenger RNA, 1141 nt
Organism: Portunus trituberculatus (swimming crab)
Lineage: Eukaryota; Metazoa; Arthropoda; Malacostraca; Decapoda; Portunidae
Exons: 5
Coding region: 176-784 (202 amino acids)
Source: RefSeq, a predicted model, not a curated record